Trypanosoma cruzi is the source of this 599-nucleotide messenger RNA. Its product is annotated as mucin-associated surface protein (MASP), putative. The transcript has a single exon. NCBI's taxonomy places the organism in Eukaryota, Euglenozoa, Kinetoplastea, Trypanosomatida, Trypanosomatidae. The record is from RefSeq and is a predicted model, not a curated record. The annotation marks the transcript as partial.
AUGGUGAUGAUGAUGACUGGCCGUGUGCUGCUGGUGUGUGCCCUCUGCGUGCUGUGCUGCGGUGCUGCGGUGGUGGUGUCGGCGGCCGACGGUGCUGACGGUCCUGAGAAAGAAGGAAAGGAAUCAGCUGAGGAUUCAGGGUCUGAAUCCCCCGACAGUCAAGAGGAAUUACUGGGAUCGUCAGGCUCAGUCGAUGGAAGGCCCGAAUCAGCGGGGCAGUUGUUGGAUAAAAAAGGAGGAAUAAAUUCCCACCAGCAAGUGGACUCGGUCAUACAUCCAUCAACAGGCGAUGAAAGAAGGGUGGAAGAAAAAGAAAAAGAGAAGGAAGGAGAUAAAAACGUCUCAGGGGCACUUGAAAAUUUAAAGAAAGAUGAAGAAACAUCACCAUUACCAUCGAACCCACCAGAAGGAGUAGGAAUACUACCGCCUCCAAUACCGCCAGCAUCCAAUGACGGUCAUGUCGAUGGCAUUCCUGCUGAUGGUGGAAUUGUUGGCAAUGUUUUGUUGUCUCCUCCUUCUGCUGGUACUUCUCGACAAUCGCCUAAUCCCACGGUUGGUGAUAAUUUGCAAAACACCGGCGUGCGUCGUCAAUCAAGAAA